CGGGGGUAAAAAAAUUUGGUUAUAGAUCCACCGAAGUGGGUAGCCUUAACCGGAUGUGUGGUAACAAGAAAAGCCCGAAAGCUAGUCCCGUCCCUGUCAGGGGAGAUGCCAACCAUCUCUCCUUUCUACGAACACGUUAUUGAUUUUAACUUAAAUCAUAUUUAAAGGAUUUCCUGUAUUGUAAUAUGCCCGGUGUGGGAUACUUGUAGCCGAGAUUUCUAGUUCUAGCCUUCUACACUGCAAAGCAUCGCAUUAGCCGUCUCCCAACCGCACUCACACCACAAUUGAAAUUGAAAUGCAACAAGCCGCCGUGACUGCUGCGGCUCCGUCUGUAUCGCCGCCUCCGCCGGAGUCGAAUGGCUCGGCUGCAGACGCCCCACCCAAGCAAGUUGCCAUGGCCCUGGAGCGGCUAGGGAAGGCGGGCCGACUGAUCGCGGACAUCAGACUCGGCGCUGAUCGCCUCCUGGAAGCCCUAUUCGUGGCCGCUCAGCUUCAGCACUCCUCCAAACCCGCGAGUUUGAUCCUCGAUGAAGAAGCUUCAAUGCGACAACACUUUCAAGACCUCCGCACUAUUGGCAGACAGUUGGAAGAUUCAGGUGUUCUGAAUGACGCACUUCGUUCACGUAGCAAUUCAUGGGGCCUCCAUAUGCCACUUGUUUGUCCAGAUGGUGCUGUUGUGGCUUAUGCAUGGAAGCGUCAACUUGCUGGUCAAGCUGGUGCAUCCGCGGUUGACAGGACCAGGUUAGCUCUAAAAGCAUUCACUGAUCAGAAAAGGCGAUUUUUCCCUCACCUGGAUAAUGGUUGCGAUGAGGGAUCACCAAUAAAGAAAAACUGUUCUCCAACAGCGAGCGAUCAAUAUGAUAUAAGUAACCUAAGAACAGUAUCUGAUAUUCUGACACAUCUGGAAAAAGCAAUUCCAAACAUGAAAGCUUUAACCUACCAACGCUUGGAUUGGUUGAAGCGGGCUUCCUCUUUGCCGUCACCUGCCCAUCAAAGUUCUGUUGAAUCACUGAAAAAUCACAACUUUCAUAUUAGGAGCAACUUAAGAUCAGGAUCAAAUGACAAUGCUGCUAGAGAAAAGAUUACAGUCAUUGAGUUGUUCAUUCCCUCUGUUCUCCGAGCUAUUGUGUCAAUACAUCCAGCUGGUUCAGUGGACCCUGAUGCUGUUGCUUUCUUUUCUCCAGAUGAGGGUGGAAGCUAUGUCCAUUCACGGGGGGUUUCAGUUCAUGAAGUUUAUAGGCUCAUCACGGAGCAUGCUGGUGUCGCUUUGCAGCAUUUCACAGGGGUGAAUGAAGAAACAGCUUUAUGUUCACUAUUGCUCUGGAUAUACAAUUACCAGUCUUUGUUCAGGAAAGUUUGCAGCAAAUGUAGCCGGCUACUCUUGAUGGAUAAACAGUCUGCGGUAUUGCUACCUCCUGUGAAGCGCUCUUUCACAAACAUUUCUGCGAUUAAGAUUCUAUCAAAAACUUCCUUGCCAGAGGAUAGGAAUGUAGAUUCAAACCAGGCUUUUCAUAUUAGCUGCUAUUCUGAGGAAGCAUAGACGGUCCAAUGAAUUCAUAGGCCCUAUUAUGAAGCAUUGAUAUGCUAAUUGAAAUUUCUUGCACAAGUAAACAUCUUUUCUAGAAAAGGCCAUCGACGGCGCAAAUGAGAUUCUCCAUCCAAUUAAUUAGUUGCAUUGGCUCUUUUAGUUAGGGAUUUUGGUGUUCCAGUCUUCUAGAUAAUCCAUGUAUCGUUUAUCAAGUGAUUUCGUAGGUGUAAACUGGUUAUACUUGUACUGUAUUAUGCUAGGUCUUGUUGCUGGUAUAAACUGGUAUAGAUUGUUUGUUAAACUGGUUAUAGUGUAUUUAAUCUAAACUGGUUUAAAGGAAUUCCCAUAU
Molecule: messenger RNA, 1877 nt
Organism: Cuscuta europaea
Lineage: Eukaryota; Viridiplantae; Streptophyta; Magnoliopsida; Solanales; Convolvulaceae
Source: the annotation of a GenBank genome assembly